CGACUCGGCGGUGGAAGCCGGUCCCGCUGAGGGACACGCCGGCUGCGGCCGGCAGAGCAGACAGCAGGCGCUCGAAUGGGUUGCUUUGGUGGCCCGACGCCAGGGAAAGGCGCAUCCAGGCGGAGCUCCGGGCAACGGCCACCGUACACCUGCCCCACUGCCUGCACGGCCCCGGCCCUAACAGGGUCUGUAUCCACUGCCCCGCGGGAUCACCGGGAGCCCAGCCAACCUCAGCUGUCCAUCUCCCCGUGAUCCAGCCAAUCGCCCGCGACUGCCCCGGCCGCACCUCCCGGAAUCUAUGACGGGCGUGCUAGGCAGCCUAUGAGGUUGGAGCCCCAGCGGCCUGGGCUGGGAGCGGGAGCCAAUGAGCAUCAUUUCAGAGGCAAUUGCUCUUGGAUCCUUCUGUUUACAAUGGCCCAGAGAAGUGGACUUGAAGAUCCCGAGAGGUAUCUCUUUGUGGACAGGGCUGUCAUCUAUAACCCUGCCACCCAGGCUGAUUGGACAGCUAAAAAGCUAGUGUGGAUUCCAUCAGAACGCCAUGGUUUUGAGGCCGCUAGUAUCAAAGAAGAGCGGGGAGAUGAAGUUAUGGUGGAAUUGGCAGAGAACGGAAAGAAAGCAAUGGUCAACAAAGAUGAUAUUCAGAAGAUGAACCCACCUAAGUUUUCCAAGGUGGAGGAUAUGGCAGAAUUGACGUGUUUGAACGAAGCUUCUGUUUUACACAAUCUGAAGGAUCGUUACUAUUCAGGACUUAUCUAUACUUAUUCUGGACUCUUCUGUGUAGUCAUAAAUCCUUACAAGAAUCUUCCAAUUUACUCUGAGAAUAUUAUUGAAAUGUACAGAGGGAAGAAACGUCACGAGAUGCCUCCACACAUCUAUGCCAUAUCUGAAUCUGCUUACAGAUGCAUGCUUCAAGAUCGUGAGGACCAGUCAAUUCUUUGCACGGGUGAAUCAGGUGCUGGGAAGACGGAAAAUACUAAGAAAGUCAUUCAGUACCUUGCUCAUGUUGCUUCUUCACAUAAAGGACGAAAGGACCAUAAUAUUCCUCAGGAAUCACCUAAACCAGUGAAACACCAGGGGGAACUUGAACGUCAGCUUUUGCAAGCAAAUCCUAUUCUGGAAUCAUUUGGAAAUGCGAAGACUGUGAAAAAUGAUAACUCAUCUCGUUUUGGCAAGUUUAUUCGGAUCAACUUUGAUGUAACUGGCUAUAUCGUUGGGGCCAACAUUGAAACAUACCUUCUGGAAAAAUCUCGUGCUGUUCGUCAAGCAAAAGAUGAACGUACUUUUCACAUCUUUUACCAGUUGUUAUCUGGAGCAGGAGAACACCUAAAGUCUGAUUUGCUCCUUGAAGGAUUUAGUAACUACAGAUUUCUCUCCAAUGGCUAUAUUCCCAUUCCGGGACAGCAAGACAAAGAUAACUUUCAGGAGACAAUGGAAGCGAUGCAUAUAAUGGGCUUCUCUCACGAAGAGAUUCUGUCAAUGCUUAAAGUAGUAUCUUCAGUGCUUCAGUUUGGAAAUAUUUCUUUCAAAAAGGAGCGAAACACUGACCAAGCGUCCAUGCCAGAAAAUACAGUUGCACAGAAGCUCUGCCAUCUUCUUGGGAUGAAUGUGAUGGAGUUUACUCGGGCUAUCCUCACCCCGCGGAUCAAGGUCGGCCGAGACUACGUGCAGAAAGCCCAGACCAAAGAACAAGCAGAUUUUGCAGUAGAAGCGUUGGCAAAAGCUACCUAUGAGCGGCUAUUUCGCUGGCUUGUUCACCGAAUCAAUAAAGCUCUGGAUAGGACCAAACGUCAGGGAGCAUCUUUUAUUGGAAUCCUGGAUAUUGCUGGAUUUGAGAUUUUUGAGCUGAACUCCUUUGAACAACUUUGUAUCAACUAUACCAAUGAGAAGCUGCAGCAGCUGUUCAACCACACCAUGUUUAUCCUGGAGCAAGAGGAAUACCAGCGUGAAGGCAUCGAGUGGAACUUCAUCGAUUUUGGAUUAGAUCUGCAGCCAUGCAUUGACCUGAUAGAGAGACCCGCUAACCCUCCAGGUGUACUGGCCCUUUUGGAUGAAGAGUGCUGGUUCCCUAAAGCCACGGAUAAAACCUUUGUUGAAAAACUAGUUCAAGAGCAAGGUUCCCACUCCAAGUUUCAGAAACCACGGCAACUGAAAGACAAAGCUGACUUUUGCAUUAUACAUUAUGCAGGGAAGGUGGACUAUAAGGCAGACGAGUGGCUGAUGAAAAACAUGGACCCUCUGAACGACAAUGUGGCCACGCUCCUGCACCAGUCAUCCGACAGAUUUGUUGCAGAGCUUUGGAAGGAUGAGAUUCAGAAUAUUCAGAGAGCUUCUUUCUAUGACAGUGUUUCUGGUCUUCAUGAGACACCAGUGGAUCGCAUUGUGGGCCUGGAUCAAGUUACUGGUAUGACUGAGACAGCUUUUGGCUCCGCCUAUAAAACCAAGAAGGGCAUGUUUCGCACCGUCGGACAGCUCUACAAAGAGUCUCUCACCAAGCUGAUGGCUACCCUCCGCAACACCAACCCCAACUUUGUUCGCUGCAUCAUUCCAAAUCACGAGAAGCGCGCUGGAAAACUGGAUCCACAUCUAGUGCUGGACCAGCUUCGCUGCAAUGGUGUCCUGGAGGGGAUCAGAAUUUGUCGCCAGGGGUUCCCCAACCGCAUAGUUUUCCAGGAAUUCAGACAGAGAUAUGAGAUCCUAACUCCAAAUGCUAUUCCUAAAGGCUUUAUGGAUGGUAAACAGGCUUGUGAGCGAAUGAUCCGGGCUUUAGAAUUGGACCCAAACUUAUACAGAAUUGGACAGAGCAAGAUAUUUUUCAGAGCUGGAGUUUUGGCACACUUAGAGGAAGAAAGGGAUUUAAAAAUUACCGAUAUCAUUAUCUUCUUCCAGGCUGUUUGCAGGGGUUACCUAGCCAGAAAGGCCUUUGCCAAGAAGCAGCAACAACUGAGUGCCUUAAAGGUCCUGCAGCGGAACUGUGCAGCUUAUCUGAAACUCCGGCACUGGCAGUGGUGGCGCGUCUUCACGAAGGUGAAGCCGCUCCUACAAGUUACUCGCCAAGAGGAGGAACUUCAGGCCAAAGAUGAAGAGCUGUUGAAGGUGAAGGAGAAGCAGACAAAGGUGGAAGGAGAGCUCGAGGAGAUGGAGAGGAAGCACCAGCAGCUUUUAGAAGAGAAGAAUAUCCUUGCAGAGCAGCUACAAGCAGAGACUGAGCUCUUUGCUGAAGCAGAAGAGAUGAGAGCAAGACUUGCUGCUAAAAAGCAGGAAUUGGAAGAGAUUCUACAUGACUUAGAGUCUAGGGUUGAAGAAGAAGAAGAAAGAAACCAAAUCCUCCAAAAUGAAAAGAAAAAAAUGCAAGCACAUAUUCAGGUAUCUGUGAUCGAAAAGAAACUCAUGGAAGAUCGCAUUGCUGAGUGUUCCUCUCAGCUGGCUGAAGAGGAAGAAAAGGCAAAAAACUUGGCCAAAAUCAGGAAUAAGCAAGAAGUCAUGAUCACAGAUUUAGAAGAACGCUUGAAAAAGGAAGAGAAAACACGUCAGGAACUGGAAAAGGCCAAAAGAAAACUGGACGGUGAAACAACUGACCUGCAGGAUCAGAUCGCUGAGCUCCAAGCACAGAUCGACGAGCUCAAAAUCCAGCUCGCCAAGAAGGAGGAGGAGCUGCAGGGCGCACUGGCCAGGGGCGACGACGAAACGCUGCAUAAAAACAACGCUCUUAAAGUUGUGCGAGAGCUGCAAGCCCAAAUUGCUGAACUUCAAGAAGACUUUGAAUCUGAGAAGGCUUCACGGAACAAGGCAGAAAAGCAGAAACGGGACUUGAGUGAGGAACUGGAAGCUCUGAAGACAGAGCUGGAGGAUACUCUGGACACCACUGCGGCACAGCAAGAACUGCGUACAAAACGUGAACAAGAAGUGGCAGAGCUGAAGAAGGCUCUUGAGGAAGAAACUAAGAACCAUGAAGCUCAAAUCCAGGACAUGAGACAGAGACACGCAACAGCUCUGGAAGAGCUCUCAGAGCAGCUGGAACAGGCUAAAAGGUUCAAAGCAAACCUGGAGAAGAACAAGCAGGGCCUAGAGACAGACAACAAGGAGCUGGCGUGUGAGGUGAAGGUGCUGCAGCAGGUCAAGGCCGAGUCUGAGCACAAGAGGAAGAAACUUGAUGCCCAGGUCCAGGAGCUCCACGCCAAGGUCUCAGAAGGAGACAGACUCAGGGUGGAACUGGCCGAGAAAGCAAAUAAAUUACAGAACGAACUGGAUAAUGUCUCAACUCUUCUGGAAGAAGCAGAAAAGAAGGGUAUUAAAUUUGCUAAGGACGCAUCUAGUCUUGAGUCUCAACUACAGGAUACACAGGAGCUUCUUCAGGAGGAGACACGCCAAAAGCUUAACCUGAGCAGCCGGAUUCGACAACUAGAAGAGGAGAAGAACAGCCUCCAGGAGCAGCAGGAGGAGGAGGAGGAGGCCCGGAAGAACCUGGAGAAACAAGUGCUGGCCCUGCAGUCACAGUUGACUGAUACCAAGAAGAAAGUAGAUGAUGACUUGGGAACAAUUGAAAGUUUGGAAGAAGCCAAAAAGAAGCUCCUUAAAGACGUGGAGGCGUUGAGCCAGCGCCUAGAGGAAAAGGCUCUGGCUUAUGACAAGCUGGAGAAGACCAAGAACCGCCUUCAGCAGGAGCUCGACGACCUGAUGGUGGACCUGGACCAUCAGCGCCAGAUUGUCUCCAACUUGGAGAAGAAGCAGAAAAAGUUUGAUCAGCUGUUAGCAGAAGAAAAGAACAUCUCUGCUCGCUAUGCAGAAGAGCGGGACCGAGCCGAAGCAGAGGCCAGAGAGAAAGAAACCAAAGCCUUGUCCCUGGCCCGGGCCCUCGAGGAGGCCUUGGAGGCCAAGGAGGAGUUUGAGAGGCAGAACAAGCAGCUGCGGGCAGACAUGGAAGACCUGAUGAGCUCCAAGGAUGACGUGGGGAAGAACGUUCAUGAACUUGAAAAAUCCAAGCGGGCCCUAGAGCAGCAGGUGGAAGAAAUGAGGACCCAGCUGGAAGAGCUGGAAGAUGAACUCCAGGCAACAGAAGAUGCCAAGCUUCGCCUGGAGGUCAACAUGCAGGCCAUGAAGGCCCAGUUCGAGAGAGACCUGCAAACCAGAGAUGAGCAGAAUGAAGAAAAGAAGCGGCUGCUGAUUAAACAGGUGCGGGAGCUCGAGGCAGAGCUGGAGGAUGAGCGGAAACAGCGGGCACUUGCUGUUGCUGCAAAGAAGAAAAUGGAAAUAGACCUGAAGGACCUUGAAGCUCAAAUCGAGGCUGCAAACAAAGCGAGGGAUGAAGUAAUCAAGCAGCUUCGCAAACUUCAGGCCCAGAUGAAGGAUUACCAGCGUGAAUUAGAAGAAGCUCGUGCAUCCCGGGAUGAGAUUUUUGCUCAAUCCAAAGAGAGCGAAAAGAAAUUAAAGAGUCUGGAAGCAGAAAUCCUUCAAUUACAGGAGGAACUUGCCUCAUCUGAGCGAGCCCGCCGACACGCCGAGCAGGAGAGAGAUGAGCUGGCUGAUGAGAUCGCCAACAGCGCCUCUGGCAAGUCUGCGCUGCUGGAUGAGAAGCGGCGCCUGGAGGCCCGAAUUGCACAGCUGGAGGAGGAGCUGGAAGAGGAGCAGAGCAACAUGGAACUGCUCAACGACCGCUUCCGCAAGACCACACUGCAGGUGGACACACUGAAUGCAGAGCUGGCGGCUGAGCGCAGCGCUGCCCAAAAGAGUGACAAUGCGCGCCAGCAGCUGGAGCGGCAGAACAAGGAGCUGAAGGCCAAGCUGCAGGAGCUAGAGGGUGCUGUCAAAUCCAAGUUCAAGGCCACCAUCUCAGCCCUGGAAGCCAAGAUUGGGCAGCUGGAGGAGCAGCUUGAGCAGGAAGCCAAGGAACGAGCGGCAGCCAACAAGCUGGUCCGCCGCACCGAGAAGAAGCUGAAAGAAAUCUUCAUGCAGGUUGAAGAUGAGCGUCGACAUGCGGAUCAGUAUAAAGAGCAGAUGGAGAAGGCCAAUGCCAGGAUGAAGCAGCUUAAACGGCAGCUGGAGGAAGCAGAAGAAGAAGCUACACGUGCCAAUGCCUCUCGGCGUAAGCUCCAGCGGGAACUGGAUGAUGCCACUGAGGCCAACGAGGGCCUGAGCCGUGAGGUCAGCACUCUGAAGAACCGGCUGAGGCGAGGCGGCCCCAUCAGCUUCUCUUCGAGCCGAUCUGGCAGGCGCCAGCUGCAUAUUGAAGGGGCUUCCCUGGAGCUGUCAGACGACGACACCGAAAGUAAGACCAGUGAUGUCAAUGAGACGCAGCCGCCCCAGUCAGAGUAGAGUCACGGGAAGCCAGUGGAGGCGAUACAGUGGGACACGCAGGAACUCACCCGGCGCCAGCCUGCCUUGGGCCUCCUACAGACUUAGGAAGUUGGCAAGCUACAGGAUUCCUUACUAAAAGAUCAACUGUGUCUUAAGGCUUUCCAGCCUACACAUACUGUAUCCUGCUUCUUCAGAUUUAGGUACAAUUGCUCCCCUUUUUAUAUAUAUAUAUACAUACACAAAACAUGCACAUAUUAAACAGAACGUCUCAUCAUUGCAUCUAUUUUCCAUAUAUUCAUCAAGAGACCAUUUUAUAAUAAUACAUGUUAAGAAGAGAACCCUUUUUCAAACAAACUCCAGACCCUUGUUGCCAGUCGCUGGGUUAUUGGGGCAGCCCCGCGGUUGCUCAUUCGCUCUGCAUGCUCUCUGUCGUACAGACAGGUAACUUAGCUCUGUGUUCAUGUGGCCCCCGACUCCUCAGCCACAUCAAGUCUCUUAGAACAUUGUGGAACUUAAACUGCACUUGUAUCUCUCAUUUCCUUCGAAUAAUGAUCAACACUAUUUCAGUGAGCAAACUGUGAAAGGGGCUUUGGAAAGAUUAGGAGGGGUGGGUCGGAUUGGGGGACGCAGCAUCCAUUUGGGGUUACCGUGCCCAUCUCCCUCGAGUUGGUGGUGUCCCCGCAUCUCUUCAUGUGAACUGUCCUUGGCCAGGGCUGGUCUGUGCAUAGAAAGGAUAGUGGCCAUGCUGCAGCUGAGGCCCCAGGGGGCAGCAGUCACAUCAUGCUGACUUUCGGAUGGCGUCCGGCUCCUCACUUCAGGAGCAAGCAGCUGCGGCUCCUAAGCACGAGUUACUGGAAGGCCCUCCCUCGCCAGCCAGGCUUUCAUUCUGACCUUGCAAAUUCAGCCGCUGCUUUGAGCCCAAAAUGGGAAGAUUGGUUUUGUGUCCGAGACUUGUUCCAAGUUUGUCGAUGAGGUUUACAGGACCUCAAGAACAGAUGCCAUCUGCCUGAAUGCUGACAUGCCAGUGGAUGUGAAUCCUUUUUCAUUUCUUCUUUUCCCUUCCCCGUGGACAGUGUUACAGUGAACAUUUAGCAUUCUGGUUUUGGUUGAUAGUUAAGCAAACUGACAUUACAGAAAGUGCCUUAGACACUACAGUACUAAGACAAUGUUAAAUAUAUUAUUUGCCUCGGUAACAAUUUAAUGUAUUAAGUUUUGACUGUGCUUCAUAUCAUGUACCUCUCUAGUCAAAAUGGUAUUAUAAACAUUCAGUGACAAUGAAUCAGUGUUAAUUAUAAAUCCCUGAUCCUCUGCAACGUGCUUGAAAACACAAACCUUUUGGGUUAAAAGCUUUAACAUCUGUUAGGAAGAAUUUGUCGUGUGGGUUUGGAAUCUUUGGUUUUACCCCUUUAUGAGUUGUACUGGCUGUUGACCACCAGACACCUGACUGCAAAUAUCUUUUCUUGUAUUCCCAUAUUUCUAGACAAUGAUUUUUGUAAGACAAUAAAUUUAUUCAUUAUAGAUAUUUACGCCUCCUGCUCUAUUUACUUGGAGGAAAAAGCACCCGUUAAGAAUAAACAGACCUCAAUAAACAAGAAUAAUCAUGUGAACAUGAAA
This is a messenger RNA of Hipposideros armiger (great roundleaf bat), 7905 nucleotides long. RefSeq names its product myosin heavy chain 10 (gene MYH10). Gene Ontology annotation, molecular function: ATP binding; actin filament binding; microfilament motor activity. The transcript has 42 exons. The coding region runs from base 322 to 6309 and encodes 1995 amino acids. Gene Ontology annotation, cellular component: myosin filament; myosin II complex; cytoplasm. The record is from RefSeq and is a predicted model, not a curated record. Gene Ontology annotation, biological process: mitotic cytokinesis; regulation of cell shape; actomyosin structure organization. Lineage: Eukaryota; Metazoa; Chordata; Mammalia; Chiroptera; Hipposideridae.